GAAAAUAAUCAAGUCAAUUCAAAUAAAAAAAAGAUUUUCUGUCAUUUUAAACGCGACAAUUUCAUAAUUUAUCUUAUUUAAUCAUUUGUUAAAUAAAACUAUAGAAGGACGAGUAUUUUAACAAAUAUGGCUAAUUCAGGGAAAGGUACCUUCCAACCGGAUUCAGACGUUCACAUUUCCUUUGAAGAUCAACAGAAAAUCAACAAAUUUGCUCGCCUUAACGCAAAGGUUGACGAUUUCAAAGACGAACUCAAAGUAAAACAAAAUGACAUGAAAAAUCUAGAAGAAGCAGUUGAUGAACUAGAAUUAGUUGAUGACGAUGAGUCUGUGAAAAUUCCAUAUUUAAUUGGAGAAGUGUUUAUUUGUCAAAACUUACAAAAUACCUUAAAAUCCUUAGAAGAUGCCAAAUCAAAAAAGAAAAUUGAAAUAAGUGAAUUGGAAGGUAAAUGUGAGGAACUUAAAUCUCAAAUGAGUGAACUAAAAGCACAUCUAUAUGGAAAGUUUGGAAGUCACAUUAAUUUGGAAAAGGAAGAUGAUUGAAAAGCUAAUUUAAUAUGAAGCUAUAAAUAACCGAUAUAAUAAAACUGAAAUACAUUUUUAACAAACAAUGGGUAUUUUUAUAAUAAUUUAGAAUGCAGAUUACAUAUAGAAAACUAUAAAGAUCUGAAUUUUUGUUCAAACCUUUGAUCUGAAUUUAAUAAGCGAACUUGUGGUGCACUUUAUUUGAUAAAUUAAACAGUUUUCCGGGAAUUGAACUAACUAAAAAUACAUGGUGUCAUAGUCUGUGGCUUUGCUUCGGUGCAAUAAUGUGCUCUUCUCGCUUAAUAGUCUGGACCCCUUAUCCAUACAUAUGUACAUAAAAUCACGUCUAUAUCCAUUCUUCUGUUUGACUUUUGAUGAAAUUGAGAAUCAGUGACAGGUUGCUAGCCCAUCGCCUACAAGAGGAAGUUUAUUUCCUAUCCCUUAGUCACCUUUUACGACAUCCAUGUGAAAGAUAUGGAGUGGUCUUGUUCUAAAGUGCCACGAACCACAUGGCACCCGGUUCUUCACAAACAUCAAAUGGCAAUAUGCCUUUAUCUUCUUGCCACUCCAGCCCCCGUAGCAUGGCACGCGCAAAGCAGUUUUUAUCGCGCGAUAAACUAUUGCUGUCCCUUUUCACGUCAUAAUAAAAGCGAAACAAUAAAAGACAUUGCCUUCCAUCCAACGUUCGCGAUUAAGGAGGUAAAACCGUGUGGUGUUGCCGAUCCAUACAGUAUCCAUAAUAUAUAUCGAUAGGUCAGUUACCAAAAAUACUAUUCACACUUUUAAUGAUACACAUACAAACAAUACCUACUAUCGAUAGUAUUGAAGCUUAUUGGAUACACCAUCUAUAGUAGUUUCAAUAUUCCUCAAUAUUAUUUAUUGGUACUAUUUUAUCAAAGUGAGUUAAGGAUGAUUUCAAAGGCCAACUAUCGAUAGUUCUGCAAUACUAGCUGUGGUAUACACUAAUACCGAAUAUCCUACUAAUAUUAUAAAUGCGAAAGUUUGUGAGUAUGUCAGGAUGAUGUUUGUUACUCUUUCACGCAAAAACUACUGAACGUAUGUAGGUAGCUGAAGACCCAGACUAACAUAUAGGCUACUUUAAAUCCUGGAGUUCCCGCGGGAUUGAUUCCACGCGUACGAAGUCGCGGGCGGCCUCUAGUAUGUAAUAAUAUUCUAAUAACUCUGGAAUAUAGAGCUUUACGAACUCAGAACACUGAAUCAGCGUCAUCGCAGCCGCCCCAUCCUAUCCAGGUCUCCUAUAGGGGAAUUUCAGGUACUCUUAUAUGUGCUUUACCACCACUAACGAAGAAUAUAUCACAAUUAAACAUAUACAAAAAGAAAUCUCAUGGCAGAGCAACAAUUGGUUAAUGUUUGGGGUUUUAAAAAAAUUCAAUUCCCAGCUGCCUCCAAUGGUAUGUACCUACCUAAUAUGAAUAUAUUGGUGACAAUGUGUAUAAGUGUAUAAACCAAUAAAAAACAAACAACUUUCAUUUAUUACAUGUUUAUUGCAUACAUAAUACUCCAUAUUUUGUACAAUAUUUUUAUAUGUAAGAUUACAUCGGUCUCCUCCCCAGCGACUAUUGUACUUAUUAUGUGGUAGGUAUAUAAAUUAAACAUAUUAUGUAAUACUUCAAUAUUCUAAAUUGACUACUCUUACCUGGUCUAGUAAUCCUUAUCAUCACAAGAAUUUAACAGCAAUUUAAUUAAAAAUAAAAAAUAAAAUCUAAUAAAUUAAUUUCUUCAAAUACGUUGUGACAUGUUGAAAUACUACAACUUGUAUUAACGGACUUGUAGAAGGCAAUUUUAUUUAUCUUAGGUCAGUUUGUUUCAAAUGGGUUUCGUAUUAUGUGACGUCGUGCCGCCGCGGUCUCCCCUGCGUCCCACUUCGCCGCCCUGACCUUCUCUUCUGGACUACUUCAGCGCUCACUAAGUAGCUUGCUAUUCUCAGGCAGCUUCUUGCUGGAUAUCGUAUCUUAAGCUAAACC
This is a messenger RNA of Amyelois transitella, 2507 nucleotides long. It is a transcript of the gene Pfdn4, whose product is annotated as probable prefoldin subunit 4. NCBI's taxonomy places the organism in Eukaryota, Metazoa, Arthropoda, Insecta, Lepidoptera, Pyralidae. Gene Ontology annotation, biological process: protein folding. The coding region runs from base 127 to 540 and encodes 137 amino acids. Gene Ontology annotation, cellular component: cytoplasm; prefoldin complex. The record is from RefSeq and is a predicted model, not a curated record. The transcript has 3 exons.